AUGUCACUGCCACAAUGUACUGAAGCCGUUUUAGGAUUUUCCAAUCUACAUUUGAUGUUUUCACCGAUGAAUGAGCUGGUGAUAAUUGGUGUCACUCCGGAAUCUGCAGAAAUAAUGUGGCCUGCGUCUCAGUCUCUACCAAAGCCAAACACAGACGCGCAGCGUGAUGGACAGUAUGAUUUGCUGGGGUUCAUGAACGAUUACGUCAGACGGCAGAUUUUAAGGCGUAUCGCCUCUACUGAGUCUUCUGGAACUAGCGUGAGGCUUGCCAGUGGAAUAGCGAAAGGCUUGUGUUAUUAUGUCCGCACAUGUCGUGACUUGCAACCAACGAAGCGGUACGACGAGGAAUUGAACAUCAAUUCUGGUGUGGAAGCGUUGGAUAUUGCAGAUAAGGUUUCCGCUCGGAUGCUGGUCGUGAGGGCCGGUGAAGAUAGUCCUUCUCAAUACUUAGCCUUGAUGAACGCUGUCUUUACCGCUCAGAAACUACGGGUGCAAGCAUUUUUUGGUUCCACGUCUUUUCUGCAUCCCACCAUAGCACAUCCCGACUUUCUUGUGCAACUUUUCUUCCAGGCCACAGAGGCUAUUGAUGAGCGGGCAUGGAAAAUGAUGCGCAACAUGGGUUACAAACCAGGAGAGGGCCUGGGUGUCAAUGCACAAGGUCUCGUGGAACCAGUGGCUGUCAGCAAGCAAAAGGGUCGGCGUGGUUUGGGGCUGGUACCAAAAUCAGACGAACCCUGCGUUCCUCAGGGUACUGUCAUCCACUCAACCGAUCCAUUGCUGGUGUGGACUGAGGGAUGCGAUGAGGCGUCCGCGGAUGGUGACAAGUUGUGGUGCUGGAGCAGGUUCCAGUCACCUGAGAAACCUCGUCCACCCGACACUCUUCACGCAUUUAUCCUUCCUCCAAACGAUCCUCAAGCUUUGGGUCCACCUAUUCGCGAAAUGGAUCAUCAAUCGCAAUUUUGUUCUGCGCACUUGUUAAGAGAGAUGAUCAAUUAUAAAAAUCAGCUUGACAGCGUUUCAAAAAUGUCCGUGACUGAGAGCCAUCAACGGUGCAACCCUUAUGAACAAAUUAAAAAAGGAAUAUUUAUGAAUAGAUGUCUCAACUUAGCAAAUGCGACCCGAGCCUUGAAGAUUCGUGCAUUGACCUCAUCUGUCACCCUACGGUCAGAACUAAUACAACUUCCAAGGGCUGCUAUGAAAUUGGCCAACAUAGAUGCUCUACUGGAUGGGCUUUUCACGGAUGCAGUCCCGAAAACGUCUAUCCUAUACUUCGCCGAUGUUUGUGCCGGUCCUGGAGGCUUUUCCGAGUACCUUUUGUGGCGUCGAUGCAAUGCGAGCUCUCUCAGCUCAUGUGGUGGAGUUUCGGGACAAGAAAACUCGACUCAAAAAGACUCUACUGUUCCGCAACUGAACGCUAAGGGAUUUGGACUGACCCUGAUAGGAUCCUGCGACUUUCGGGAAAGCGAUUUUUUAGCCGGACCUUGUGAAGCAUUUUUGGCACAUUAUGGUCCAGACCAGGAUGGAGACAUCACGAAGUGGAGAAAUCUUGCCUCAUUUGCCUCUCUAAUCGCACGAAGUACAGAUCGCAAGGGAGUGCACGUCAUUGUGGCUGACGGAGGCUUUGAUGUAUCUGGUCGAGAUAAUUUACAGGAGGUUCUUUCCAAACGAAUCUAUCUCUGCCAGUGCCUGUGUGCCUUGAUAACUUUACAACCCGGUGGUCAUUUCCUCACCAAACUGUUUGACACGUUGACCGAAUUUACUGCGGGUCUGAUCUUCCUCAUGAGUCAACUAUUCGAAGAAUUGUUAAUAAUCAAGCCGGUGACAAGUAGACCGGCGAAUUCUGAACGGAAGACGGCAAUGACCAGUGCAGCUGAGUUUGCUGGUAAUGGCCUUCAUACUUCGCCGCCAAGUCAUUGUUUGACCGCCUCUGGCCCUCUUCCACCAUUCGCGUGGCUGUGCGAAAAGAGCCCUUCAAGGAAGUUGGUCGACUGGCAUACGCAACACGUGGCCAAGCCAGCGCAACCUAUGAAGCGUGAUCAGUUCAUCUAUCGAGGGUACUUGGUUUGCAAAAAUCUUUUGUCACCUAUACUGCAUAUGGCUGGAUGUCCGGUUCCCCCUGCGAAAGUGGAUCCAAAAGUUACCAACGGUCUUGAGGGUUCUGGUUUUAAACAAAAAGUCCGGAAACCGCCUGGUGGGGACCGUCUUCUCGUAAACACACAAGAUGGGGAAUAUGGCGUGUUGAAUCCUGAAGUAUCCGGGGUGGUUGGUGAAUUAAUCGAACAUUUUUUGGCAGUGAACGAAUCCUUAGGUUCAAAGGAUUCGGUCAAUUCAGCAGGGGAUACUUCACCAGCAGGCGCCCAAGAAGUCCUCCGUUUGUGUCCCCCCGAAGCCUUGAGAGGCGACAACGCUUUUAUGGAGUUUUUUGUUUCGAUGAAUCAAGAGUUCCUUGAACCUCAGUGUGUUGCACUUUCAAAGUUGCUAACCUUUGUACAUAACCAACAGUUGAGCGAUUCCCGUCAAGGAGAGCUGAAGAUCGCUUGUCUAGAAAAAUGGAAGAUCAAUCCGACGGAUCGGCGACAAGUUCCAUGGCCACUGAUGACCUUUAAUCACUCGGCAGUUAUACAUGGUCUCUUGGGUGACAAAGAACGACUGAAGUCGCUGAACAUGCUUCCGUCAGAAUAUUACGCAAACACUCGAGUCGAAACAUUUACUGAAGUGAAUCUCGCUAAUUUGGAUAUAUUGAUCGACAGCCGCGUGGCCAUUGUUUGUGGUACGCCCUACACUACAGCUUCUGCUCCCUCCCAACCGAUGAUGAUCUACUCGCGUAGUAGCCGGAACUCCGACAUCCACUGUACGACAGAUGGAGGCCAAUGGACUCGACUGGAUCAGGUGGCGCAGUAUCUUAAACCUCGGCUUCCUCCUGGGACGCUAGUGUGGGGACAACCCACAUAUGAAUACGUUACCAAGAGCGGUCGGCGCAAAUAUGCCUUGAUGAUAUUUGAUGUCGUGUGCAUCUACGGCCAAGACUGUCGUCACUUGCCGUUUACUGAGCGCAUGGAACUUGCGCGGAGGAUGGCAGACGUGGUAAACUUUCCAGGCAUGGAUGCUUCUUACGUCCGUGUAGCCCCACUGAUUCGACUGCGAAAUUUGCCAUCUUAUGUGAAGGGACUCCCCCUUCUCCGAUGCAAAGAUGCGCCGAACCAUGUGCCAAUGAAUGUUCACCCCGAUGGUAUCGCCUUUCAACCCCAUUCUUUGUUAUUAGUGAGGCACCUGGCAGAGCCCUGGUCAGAAGCAGUAAGCCGAACCAGUGGACAUACAUACUACUUCAACCGAACCACUUGUGAAUCCACAUUUGAACUACCUCCAAACCAGCAAUAUCCAUUCAACCAAACUCAGUUUGCAAGAGUUCCUUGGGUCGCUGGUCGUCCUCACGAAGUAAGUGUUCAACGGCUUGUUCAGUCAAUUGAGCACUUUUGCCAAACCAUGGACAGAAAAGGGUAAUCAAGUAGUGACAAAUCGCUGUUUUCCCUACCCCAGCACUUCGCUUUUGCACUACUUUGCGCGAAUUCGUGGGGAAAAUAACCGUUGUUCUCAGUCCCCGGCUGGUUGUAUUUUCGACGACUCGACCGUUCCAAUACAGAGCUACUUCUGUUUUUUUUAUCGGUCUCAUUGGGCUUAUCUGGCAGUAGCUGGUUGCGUACGCAGUGUGCCGAUCAGAUUGUAAUUAAGUGAAAAAAUU
This is a messenger RNA of Opisthorchis viverrini, 3739 nucleotides long. RefSeq lists its product as hypothetical. Gene Ontology annotation, biological process: regulation of DNA-templated transcription; nucleotide-excision repair; 7-methylguanosine mRNA capping. Gene Ontology annotation, cellular component: cytoplasm; nucleus; transcription factor TFIIH core complex. The record is from RefSeq and is a predicted model, not a curated record. The transcript has 20 exons. Gene Ontology annotation, molecular function: nucleic acid binding; methyltransferase cap1 activity; protein binding. Bases 1 to 3501 code for a protein of 1166 amino acids. Lineage: Eukaryota; Metazoa; Platyhelminthes; Trematoda; Opisthorchiida; Opisthorchiidae.